AUGGCAGACGACAAACCGCAGCAGACUGCCGGCUUGAAAAGAGGACUCGCGCCAAGGCAUCUGGCGUUCAUAUCCAUUGGUGCUUGUAUCGGAACAGGUAUAUUUCUGGGAAUAGGAGGGAGUCUGGCAAAGGGUGGACCACUCGGCGUGUGGCUUGCAUACUCCCUCAUGUGCACCGUUGCGAUUGCUGUCAUGCUCCUCAUCGGCGAGAUGGUGACUUUCCUUCCAGUGCAAGGCGGGCACGUCCGCCUCGCAGGCCGAUUUGUCGACCCUGCUCUUUCAUGUGCCCUGGGCCUCAAUUAUUAUCUCUGCUGGGUCCUUAUCUUCGCCGCAGAGAUCUCUGCGUCAGCUGUACUCAUCUCAUUCUGGACGACCUCGAUCAAUAUCGGAGUAUGGAUGGCGAUCGCUCUAACCAUUGUUUUGGCCAUCAAUCUGUUCGGCGUCCAGUAUUAUGGAGAGGCGGAAGUCUGCUUCGCGAGCCGUAAGGUCAUCACGAUGCUGGGGCUUAUUAUCUUGUCUAUCAUAUUGGACGCGGGUGGUGGACCCGACCAUAAACCAAUAGGGUUUCAAUUCUGGAGAGAUCCUGGACCGUUUGUUCAAUAUCUUGGGAUACCGGGAUCUAAGGGACGAUUUCUCGCUUUCUUUUCCGUUCUUACUCAAGCUGCGUUCACUAUCAGCGGAACAGAGAUGCUCGCUAUCGCAGCGGCUGAAACUCGCAAUCCACGCAAAGUACUUCCCCACGCCCUUCGUACUGUCUGGAUCCGGAUCGUCAUCAUCUACUUCCUCGGCUCCUUCGUCGUAGGUCUCGUCGUAGCCUCCACCAACCCCGCUCUCGGAACCACCUCCACCGCAUCCGCCUCGCCCUAUGUCAUCGCCAUCCAAGCCGCCGGAAUCAAAGUCUUACCCUCCAUCAUCAACGCCGCCAUCCUCACCUCCGCGCUUUCGGCCGCCAACUCCGACGUCUUCCUCACCUCUCGCACACUCCACUCCCUCGCCACACAAGGCCACGCCCCUCGCAUCUUCAGAACGACCAGCCGCACAGGCGUGCCAUACAUAUCCGUUCUCUUCUCGUGGUCCUUCGGCUGCCUUGCGUUUCUCGGCCUCAACUCCUCCGCCGAGAACGUCUUCUUGUUCCUCGUCAACCUCACCGCCAUCUCCGGAACGAUCACCUGGCUCGUCAUCGCCAUAAUGUAUAUCUGUUUUCGUCGCGGUAUGGCCGCACAAGGUCUCGAUCGAGCGACUGUACUACCAUGGAGGACGAGCUUGGGGUGGCCGGCGGCGGUGUGGGUGACUUUUACGAUGUCGGUUAUUACGGUGUUUAGUGGAUGGGAGGUGUUCAGGCCGGGAGAAUGGGACACUUCGACGUUUGUGUCGAAUUAUCUGCCCAUUGGGUGGUUUGCCGUGUUUUAUUUUGGGUAUAAGUGGUAUUUGAAGAGUCGGAUCGUGCGGCCGCAUGAGAUAGACUUCGUCAGCGACCUCGAUGUUAUUGAGGCUGACGAGAAGUUGUACGGUGAAGAGGAGGAUGUAGCACCUACUUUCCUGCGGAAGAUGAUGAAUGCGGUCUGA
Molecule: messenger RNA, 1566 nt
Organism: Stereum hirsutum FP-91666 SS1
Lineage: Eukaryota; Fungi; Basidiomycota; Agaricomycetes; Russulales; Stereaceae
Product: amino acid transporter
Exons: 6
Coding region: 1-1566 (521 amino acids)
Biological process (GO): amino acid transmembrane transport
Cellular component (GO): membrane
Molecular function (GO): amino acid transmembrane transporter activity
Source: RefSeq, a predicted model, not a curated record